Molecule: messenger RNA, 2568 nt
Organism: Schistocerca americana (American grasshopper)
Lineage: Eukaryota; Metazoa; Arthropoda; Insecta; Orthoptera; Acrididae
Product: chondroitin proteoglycan-2-like
Exons: 4
Coding region: 58-2241 (727 amino acids)
Cellular component (GO): extracellular region
Molecular function (GO): chitin binding
Source: RefSeq, a predicted model, not a curated record
UUAUCCAUAGUAGGCGCAUUCGCUUAGAACCGUCGAAAUCUCCGACGCGUUUCCGACAUGAAUCUACGAGCAAGUGUGUUAACGACCGUGUUGGUCGUAAUUGCUACUGCUGCCGUCCACGCAUCACCUGUAGGCGACUGUCCGCCAGUAGAUCCAGUGGAUCACACAGACCAUCUACCAGACAGCCAAAACUGUUCACUUUUCUACAAAUGUGAUCACGCAGCACCUGUACUGUUUGUAUGUCCUGACGGGUUGCACUUCAACCCUACACUGGAAGUCUGUGACUGGCCAGAUAAUGCAGGUUGCACAGGUGGAUCAGCACCAACCUCAGCUCCCAGCUCCACAGCAGCUCCUACAAGCGCUGCCACUACAGCUGCUCCAACAUCAGCUCCAAGCUCCACAGCUAAACCUGCUCCAUCAGGAGACUGCCCAGCUGUCGGCACAUGCCCACAAAAUGAAGAUGAGAAUUCUAUUGCCAAACACCUUCCUCAUGCCUCAAACUGCAGUCAGUUCUGCAAAUGUGACCAUGGGAAACCCGUGACAUUCGACUGUCCUUCUGGACUUCACUUCAAUCCUACUCUGGAGGUAUGUGACUGGCCAGAAAAUGCAGGUUGUGCAGGUGGAUCAGCAUCAACUUCAGCUCCCAGCUCCACAGCACCUCCUACAAGCGCUGCCACUACAGCUGCUCCAACAUCAGCUCCAAGCACGACAGCUAAGCCUGCUCCAUCAGGAGACUGCCCAGCUGUUGGCACAUGUCCACAAAAUGAAGAUGAGAACUCUAUUGCUAAGCAUCUUCCGCAUGCCUCAAACUGCAGUCAGUUCUGCAAAUGUGACCAUGGGAAACCAGUAACUUUCGACUGUCCUGCUGGACUUCACUUCAACCCUACUCUGGAGGUAUGUGACUGGCCAGAAAAUGCAGGUUGUGCAGGUGGAUCAGCAUCAACUUCCGCUCCCAGCUCCACUGCUGCACCUACAAGUGCUGCCACUACAUCUGCUCCAACAUCAGCACCAAGCUCCACAGCUAAACCUGCUCCAUCAGGAGACUGCCCAGCUGUCGGCACAUGCCCACAAAAUGAAGAUGAGAAUUCUAUUGCCAAACACCUUCCUCAUGCCUCAAACUGCAGUCAGUUCUGCAAAUGUGACCAUGGGAAACCCGUGACAUUCGACUGUCCUUCUGGACUUCACUUCAAUCCUACUCUGGAGGUAUGUGACUGGCCAGAAAAUGCAGGUUGUGCAGGUGGAUCAGCAUCAACUUCAGCUCCCAGCUCCACAGCACCUCCUACAAGCGCUGCCACUACAGCUGCUCCAACAUCAGCUCCAAGCACGACAGCUAAGCCUGCUCCAUCAGGAGACUGCCCAGCUGUUGGCACAUGUCCACAAAAUGAAGAUGAGAACUCUAUUGCUAAGCAUCUUCCACAUGCCACAAACUGCAGUCAGUUCUGCAAAUGUGACCAUGGGAAACCAGUAACUUUCGACUGUCCUGCUGGACUUCACUUCAACCCUACUCUGGAGGUAUGUGACUGGCCAGAAAAUGCAGGUUGCGCAGGUGGAUCAGCAUCAACUUCGGCUCCCAGCUCCACUGCUGCACCUACAAGUGCUGCCACUACAUCUGCUCCAACAUCAGCACCAAGCUCCACAGCUAAACCUGCUCCAUCAGGAGACUGCCCAGCUGUCGGCACAUGCCCACAAAAUGAAGAUGAGAAUUCUAUUGCUAAGCACCUUCCCCAUGCUUCAAACUGCAGUCAGUUCUGCAAAUGUGACCAUGGGAAACCCGUGACAUUCGACUGUCCUGCUGGACUUCAUUUCAACCCUACUCUGGAGGUGUGUGAUUGGCCAGAAAAUGCAGGUUGUGCAGGUGGAUCAGCAUCAACAUCAGUUCCCAGUUCCACAGCUGCUCCUACAAGUGCUGCCACUACAACUGCUCCCACAAGUGCUGCCACUACACCUGCUCCAACAGCUGCACCAAGUUCAACUGCCAAACCAACAGUGGCUCCCUCAGGAGACUGCCCAGCUGUUGGCUCCUGCCCACAAAAUGAAGAUGAGAACUCUAUUGCUAAGCAUCUUCCCCAUGCAUCCGACUGCACCAAGUUCUGCAAAUGUGACCAUGGGACACCUGUCACAUUCGACUGUCCUGCUGGACUUCACUUCAACCCUACUCUGGAAGUGUGUGACUGGCCAUACCGUGCUGGAUGUGCAAGUAAAUCUGGAUCAACUGCAGCCUCUAGCUCAUCUACAGCUUGAUCAACAAGGACUGCCACUACGGGGUGUACAACUUCAGCUGCACUUUAACUGUUGCACCUAGGAGCUCCAUCAUAUCAGACUCUUGUAAGACAGUUGGAUCACGUCUUGUGUAUGAUCAUGUCUCUAUUGUUAAGUGUCUUGCAUACAGAACCAACUGCGGUGUAUAUUGUAGACGAUUGAGUAAUUGCUAAGAAUGUCUUGGUGGACUUCAUUUCAGUUUAAAAUUGCAAAUGUGAGACUGAAUUUUCCAUGCACUUGUAAUUAUGUAAUGUACAUAUUUGUUUCAUUACUCAUAAUAAAGUCAUACGUUUAAUGCUGUUAAACUCA